Messenger RNA from Aspergillus niger, 1605 nucleotides. RefSeq lists its product as uncharacterized. Gene Ontology annotation, molecular function: oxidoreductase activity, acting on CH-OH group of donors; flavin adenine dinucleotide binding. NCBI's taxonomy places the organism in Eukaryota, Fungi, Ascomycota, Eurotiomycetes, Eurotiales, Aspergillaceae. The coding region runs from base 1 to 1605 and encodes 534 amino acids. The record is from RefSeq and is a predicted model, not a curated record. The transcript has 2 exons.
AUGACCCACCUGAGCGCCGACUACAUUGUCAUCGGCGGCGGCACUGCCGGUCUGGUGGUGGCCAACCGCCUGUCGGAAGACCCCGACGUCCAAGUGCUUGUGCUGGAGGCGGGACCGGACCGCAGCUCGGACGAGCGUGUUCAGGACCCGGCGGCGUGGCCCACCCUGAGCGGAUCCGAGAUGGACUGGCAAUUCAAGACCGUACCGCAGCCCGCCUUGAAUAACCGCGACCAAGACCACGCUGCGGGUCGGCUGCUGGGCGGUACCUCCGCCAUCAACGGGCUGGCGUUUGUGCCCCCCGCCCCGGCGGGCAUCGAUGCCUGGGAGGCGCUGGGGAACCCCGGCUGGUCCUGGCAGACUUUGGCCCCGUACUUUCACCGUAGCUUUCACAUCUGCCCCCAGUCUACUCCUGGCAAUGGUCCUGGUGCUGCGGCAUCAGCCGCAGCUGGGCCCAUUGAAGUCACCUAUCCCGCACUGGCUGAACCGAGGAAUCACACCAUCAUCGACGCCUGGAACAAGAGCUUUGCAGAUAAGGGCUACGCCUUCAGUGAUACUCUGAUCCCAACUCCCACCAUCGGCACCCGCCCCUACACAGCUACCAUCACCACCACAGGCGUUCGGAGCGACAGCACUCAGUAUGCAGCAUCGCGCCCCAACCUGCGCAUCCUCGCCGACACCACGGUCGAACGCAUCCUCUUCGACACGACAACCACCACCAUCACCGCCACGGGGGUCCUCCUCCAGAAUAAUCCCUCUCCCAUCACCGCCACCAAAGAGGUGAUCCUCGCCGCGGGUGCCUUCAACACGCCUAAACUCCUCGAACUCUCCGGCAUCGGCUCUGCAUCCCGGCUUUCCACGCAUGACAUUCCCUGCAUCAUUGACAACCCUUCCGUUGGCGAAAAUCUUCAGAACCACCUCAUGGCCCUCCUUCCCGUUCCCAUCCAAGCCUCUUCGGAUUCUGCCUCCCCAACCCCGGGCAUUCAAGCCAUCUCUUUCGUCCGCUCGGGUGCUGAGGCCGACCUUCUCGCCCGUCACCCUCCCCCCCAAACCCCCCUCACCACCCUCCUCGCCAACCCCUCCGAACCCACAGCCUGCUUCUUCCUCAGCACGCUGCCCAACUCUAUGGCCAUUCUCGGCUUGAUCCCCUCCUACCCCCUCUCCCGUGGUUCCGUCCAUCUCUCUUCCUCCCAGCCUACUGACAAGCCCAUUAUCGACCCAGACUAUCUGUCGCACCCCCUGGAUCUCCCACUCAUGGCAGAGCACUUCAAGACCCUUCACUCCCUCCCAACCAGCCUUCCAUUGAAGGAGAUCCUUGGCUCUGCGCCGGGCCCCAGCCCUGAGACGCAGGAUCAGGGUGUGGUGGAGGAGACGUUGAGGGCAUCGGUCGUGGCGGCGCAUCAUUUCUGCGGGACGGCCAUCAUGGCCCCACGGGAGAAGGGGGGUGUGGUUGAUAGCAAUCUGCGGGUUUAUGGGACCGGUAACUUGAGAAUCGUCGAUGCCAGUGUAUUCCCUAUCGUGACGGCAGCGAAUCCCAUGUCGACGGUGUAUGCUGUUGCGGAGCGAGCGGCGGAGCUUAUCCGGGGAAGGGCAGGACAUUCCGUGUGA